Aspergillus affinis is the source of this 1173-nucleotide messenger RNA. Its product is annotated as putative pectate lyase. Lineage: Eukaryota; Fungi; Ascomycota; Eurotiomycetes; Eurotiales; Aspergillaceae. The coding region runs from base 1 to 1173 and encodes 390 amino acids. The record is from RefSeq and is a predicted model, not a curated record. The transcript has 5 exons.
AUGCGGUAUCUCCUCUAUAGUCUCCUCCUGGUGGCCCCGAGCCUCGCCGCAGACCUGUAUGUCUCGACGUCCGGGUCCGACGACGCAUCGGGCGACAUCGACUCGCCGCUGCAGUCGAUUCAGGCCGCCGUCGACGCAGCCACCGCGGGGACCACCAUCUACCUGCGCAAGGGCACCUAUUCGCCUUCGAGUAAUAUUCAGAUCAAAAAGAGUGGUUCUUCAGGAGCGGCGUACGUCGUUCGCGCCUACGAGGGCGAGAAGGUCGUUAUCGACGGUGAAGACCUGCCGGGCACACCGGCUGAGGUCGGCGGCUCGCUGGCCAACAAGGAUCGAGGCAUCUUUCAUAUCCAGGACGCCGAGUACUGGGAGUUUUACGACCUCGAGUUCAUCAACGGGCCGUACGGCGUGUAUGCCAGGGACGCCUCGAACAACCACUACGAGCGGAUAAUCACGCGCGAGAACUACGAGACUGGUUUCCAACUCGAGGGUGCAUCCGCCAACAACACGGUGCUGUACCUCGAUUCGUACGGUAAUCGGGAUCCUCGCAAGAACGGCGAGAGUGCCGACGGGUUCGCCUGCAAGGAGGGCGAGGGAGAGGGCAACGUACUGCGAGGUGCCCGACUCUGGAACAACGUUGACGAUGGACUGGACCUCUGGGAGUUCAAAUCCGGCGUGACCAUCGAAAACACCCUGUCUUGGGGCAAUGGGUAUAACAGAUGGGGUUUCGAGCCUUUCGAAGGUGACGGCAACGGCUUCAAACUGGGUGGCGGCGACGAAAAAAGACCGGCUAAUCACGUUCUCACCAACUGCAUUGCCUUUGGAAACUCGCAUGACGGAUUCACCGACAAUUCGCAGCCCGGCGACUUCACUCUAAAGCGCAACACGGCCUGGAACAACGCUGCUAUAGGCUUCCGGUCCCAGACAGCCGUAUCCACGUUGACGGGCAACAUUGCGGCAGCCAACGGCGAAAAGCCGACCUCUUUAAGUGACAAACAGGUUUCCGAAGGGAAUUCAUGGGACGGCAGUGGCAGCUGGAGCAACAGUAGCUUUGUCAGUAUCGACGUGAGUCUGGUGCAGGGGGAUCGUAAAGCCGACGGAAGUAUCGAGGCCAGCGAUUUCUUGUUGCCAAAGUCGGGAGAUGCCCUUGGGGCCACGACGGAUUGGUCUGCUUGA